CUUAAUCAUCUCGAUCGGACAAAAAGAGGAAGCAGCCAACGAGAGCGAGACAUCAACUGAAACAUCAGCCAGAGAAAUGAAGACGGGCGUGAUCGUCUUGUCCGUCGUGGUAGCGGUUUUUGGGGUAGCAAGCGCUGUGCUGGGGUUCAUCGCCGAGGGCACCAAGCUCACGCCGAAUGACAUCAAGAUAUCCAGGAACGAGUGCGUCUACCCUGACAACCCGGCAUACGCACUGGGGCUAGUGGCGGCCCUCCUGCUGCUGGUGGCCCAGAUCACCGCCUCCGCCGUCGGCGGCUGCUGCGGCUGCUGCAAGCCUCGGGGCGCCGGCUUCUCCGGGUCCAAGAGCUCCAGGUCCAAGAAGAUCAUUGGCGUUGGCGCCCUCCUCUGCCUCGUCUCAUGGAUAGCGGCGUUGAUCGCGGAGUGGUUCUUCUUGCAAGGUGCGUUCGGGAAUGCCCCCAUGACGCGCAGAACUACACAGGGCCGGGGAUGUACCUACCUCAAGGACGGCGUCUUCAGGAUGGGGGCCAUUCUGAGCAUCGUCGCCACCGUGCUCGGGAUCAUAUCUUACAUCGUGCUUUACGUGGCGGCGGCGGCGGCGGGUGCUGGUACUACCGCUACCCUGGGGACCGUGGCGGGACCGUCGGCAGCGGGCGAGACCAAGCACGACGGCAUCGCGAUCGGCCAGCCUGCUGCCGCUCCACAACACUCAGAAGCUGUGUAGGGCGUACUCUUGCUUCUACCGUCUCCGUCCCGAUGUACUCUUGCUUUAGUGUUGCUUCCGUCGUAACUGCUAUGUCUUCCGAUUGAUUCGUGUCAUUUCUGUUCCAGAGAGUUUUUGUUGUGCAAGUUUGGCGUGUUUGAGCUUUCAGAUUGUGCACUGUGCGGUACCAACACUAUCAUAUUAAUUUACUCGUGUUCGCUAUUCUUCAGUCA
Molecule: messenger RNA, 933 nt
Organism: Aegilops tauschii subsp. strangulata
Lineage: Eukaryota; Viridiplantae; Streptophyta; Magnoliopsida; Poales; Poaceae
Product: protein VASCULATURE COMPLEXITY AND CONNECTIVITY-like
Source: RefSeq, a predicted model, not a curated record